This is a messenger RNA of Mus caroli (Ryukyu mouse), 1033 nucleotides long. It is a transcript of the gene Polr2d, whose product is annotated as RNA polymerase II subunit D. Gene Ontology annotation, cellular component: RNA polymerase complex. Lineage: Eukaryota; Metazoa; Chordata; Mammalia; Rodentia; Muridae. Gene Ontology annotation, biological process: DNA-templated transcription initiation. Gene Ontology annotation, molecular function: nucleotide binding. The record is from RefSeq and is a predicted model, not a curated record.
UUCCGUCUCCGGCGGUGGCUGUGGCGGCACGUCCUAAAGUAAUGGCGGCAGGUGGAAGCGAUCCUCGGGCUGGCGACGUAGAAGAAGACGCUUCCCAGCUCAUCUUUCCCAAAGAGUUUGAGACAGCUGAGACUCUGCUGAACUCUGAAGUUCACAUGCUCCUGGAGCAUCGAAAGCAGCAGAACGAGAGCGCAGAGGACGAGCAGGAGCUGUCGGAGGUGUUCAUGAAAACCCUCAACUACACAGCCCGCUUCAGCCGGUUCAAAAACAGAGAGACUAUUGCCAGUGUGCGGAGCUUGCUUCUCCAGAAAAAGCUACAUAAGUUUGAGUUGGCCUGUUUAGCCAAUCUUUGCCCGGAGACUGCUGAAGAGUCCAAAGCUCUGAUUCCAAGCCUGGAAGGGCGUUUUGAAGAUGAGGAGCUGCAGCAGAUUCUCGAUGACAUCCAGACAAAGCGCAGCUUCCAGUACUGAUCCACAGACAUCACUGUGCGCCUUGGGUCAGCUCCAGACAGCAGCAGUCUGAGCCCUGGGGAGGCCUCAUGCAGGGAUGUUGCUUCAGACGUCGCUGGAACUCCUUUCGUAGUUUUUGCGAGAGAGUGGCUCUCCAGUUCUCAUAACAGUCCUCCUGCCUCAGCCUCAGCCUCCCAAGCGCUGGGAUUACAGGUCUGAGCCAACACUUUCGGCUUGGCUUCUGGAGAGGAAAGAAAGGCUGGCUAUUGAUGCUGUAGGUGCUAUCUUCACAGUGACUGUUGACCAUCAUUACCAUCUGCUCUCCUUGCAGCCUUUCAAGGGCUGCUGUGGUCAAGCAGGCUGCCAUCCUGAACUGGUGAGGUAGAAUGAUGUUACAACAUUCAUUGACUACUUCGUACCAUGUUUUUUUGGACCCCAUGUUACUAUUUUUUUGUUCUUCACAUUUCAGAUUUUAAUGUCAAUUAUUUUGUAGUUUUUGAAGCUAAAAUGAUAUAUAAAAAACUUGUAUAGGGGAGGAGUGUUUUCACGUGGUUGGAGAGGGGAGAAAUAAACCAGAACACUGU